Thamnophis elegans (Western terrestrial garter snake) is the source of this 2443-nucleotide messenger RNA. RefSeq names its product homeobox and leucine zipper encoding (gene HOMEZ). Lineage: Eukaryota; Metazoa; Chordata; Lepidosauria; Squamata; Natricidae. The record is from RefSeq and is a predicted model, not a curated record. Gene Ontology annotation, cellular component: nucleus. Gene Ontology annotation, molecular function: DNA binding; DNA-binding transcription factor activity, RNA polymerase II-specific. The transcript is spliced from 2 exons. Bases 277 to 1746 code for a protein of 489 amino acids. Gene Ontology annotation, biological process: regulation of transcription by RNA polymerase II.
CCCUGAGCGUUCGCGAACGCCGUGAAGCCACAAUGAGCGGAGGGCGCCCUCUGAGCACGUGCAGAGCGCCGAACGGUCCGGAGCCUCCCCUGCCCGGCGCUCGGGGUGCCUCCAGCCAAUGGCAGCCGGCCAGACAGCCCCAGCCUCCCUCUGUCUCCCGCGCCCGGGCAGCCAGCGCCCCCUCGCCAAGCGAAGAGCCGGAGCGCGGCCGAGCGGCUCUUCGGAAAAGCCCACAGCUGAUUCCCAAAGAGAGAAGACUUCUCGACCGCCGCAGCCAUGCCCUCCAAUAAGGACGUCUCUGGCUGCCUUGGCUCACCGCCAGGUUUGAUCUGCUUGCCACCCAUUUCCGAGCACCUCCAGCUGGUGUGGACCCAGGCGGCCCAGACAAGUGACCUGGACAGUAACCAGCACCUGCUGCAGACUUUCAGCUAUUUCCCGUAUCCCAGCCUUUCCGACCUUGCUUUGCUCUGCCUGCGUCACGGCCUGCACAUGGAGAAGGUGAAGGCUUGGUUCAUGGCGCAGCGGCUGCGCUGCGGCAUCAGCUGGAGUGCCGAGGAAAUCGAAGAGACUCGGGCUCGCCUCAUCUAUCACCAGGACCAACUCCACUUUAGUUGCCUGCUUGCUGGCAACCAGGGCGACUCCUGGCACCAGACUUGUAAAAGCCCUUCUUCGUACCACCAUCACCAGCUGGCUCCCCACGCCCUGCACUAUUCCGGUAAAUAUCCAGAGAACCAGCAACCUCUUGUAACCUCCUUAAAUCAUUGUAGUAUGGCUCCAGGGACAAAAGAAAUGGGGACGAUCGCUCAGGACAUUUGGAAAUUGCAGGAAAACACCCCGCCGUCCCACUAUAAGAAACCUCAGGAACAUUUUGAACCUUCAGGGAUCAUGGUGAAUUUUCAAAAUACCAAAGAGACCAUUUCCGGUGCUUAUCCCCCCAUCACAACCCUCGGCCUGGAUUAUAACCUCCCGGAUUCUCAUACGAUGGCCUGGAGCUUCCCCACGGUGUCCCAACCGCCCCCCGAGUCCAUCACGCCUGCUGUCAACGGCGGGAGCCACCCCACGAUUCUUCCAUUGGGUUCUUCGGUGAAAGCCGCCCAGCCGUCCUCGAAAAUUACAACCAGUGUCACGGACCGUCAAAACCAUCAGCAUUCAGUCAGCGACCAGCAGACUUCUUUGCCAGAGGUUUUACGGAAGCCUAAGCGGAAGACGAAGGAGCAACUGGAUUUGUUAAAGGCCUUCUUCCUUCACCGGCAGUGGGCCAGGAGAGAGGAUUAUCACCAGCUGGAGCAGGUAACCGGGUUACCCCGGGCAGAGAUCAUCCAGUGGUUUGGAGACACGCGUUACGCCCUGAAGCACGGUCAGCUGAGAUGGUUCCGGGACAAUGCAGGGCACAGUCCAGAGCCUGCUUCCUCAGGUGGACCUCCUCCUCUUCCUCCUCCUCCUCCUCCUCCUCCUCCCCAGCCAUGCACAAAUCCUCCAGACACAGGCCCCCUGGAACAGUACUGGGACACCCACACACAGCUGCAGGAGAAUGACUUGCCGAUGCUCUGCCGCAAAUCAGGAAUGAGCCCGGAGCAAGCGUUGGAGUGGUUUCGCUCGUACUUGCCUGCGCCGUGCGAGGUGGAGGUGUGUUUGGGGGACGACGACGAGGAGGUAGACGAAGAGAUGGCGGCCGCGAUGCUAAAGGCGGAAGAUGAAGACUACGAAGAAGAGGAGGAUGUGGAAGAGGAGGAGGAUGAAGACUGAAGGACUUUUGUGUGGGUGCUGGAGGUUUUGGGACUUCUCUGAUGAGCAGGCGGAAGGAUCAGUGAGACAGAGUAGUAAAUCCUGGGAGCCAGGUUUCUCUCCUGACCGUUUCCUGCUGAUAGCGAUGACUACUGCUAGAAUGUUUUUUUUUCCUUUGAGCCACUGAAUUUAAAAACAAAACUAUACAGUGUUUAUCAAGGGAGAAUCACAAUGGUAUAUAAAGAGGGGGUUUCCAACCCUUCAGAUGUGAGUGGCCAUGAUAUAUGAAUGCCUUCAGCAAUCUGCAGGGUCUCAAAAUGAUUUUUCUGAAAAACUUCAGUCGGUUAAUUGCAUUGUUUUGGUUUCAUAUUGCUUCCUCUAGAUGUUUUCCUUAAUAAUUAUACAAAUAAUUGUUGUUUAGAUCCCUAACCCUGAAGCCCAACAAUUGCCUAAUUUUGUUAUCUUUUUUAAAGUAUACAGAUGUUUGGAAUACAGAUAUUUUUCAUUUACGCUUGGAUUUAUCUGUCUUGAUUCUGUUUCUUCCAAUUCAUUUAUUUUUUUUAUUUGAGUUUAGAAACUGGACUGUUGAGUUACCAGAAUUGCAGAGAUUUGGCAAGCCCACUCUUUCCAAAUUCCAUGAAAGCCAUACAUAAGAUUUAAUUGGUCUAAUCUCACAGGCCAACUAUAUUUUCCUGAGUAAAUGAACAGUUAUAUGCUU